Molecule: messenger RNA, 1359 nt
Organism: Venustampulla echinocandica
Lineage: Eukaryota; Fungi; Ascomycota; Leotiomycetes; Helotiales; Pleuroascaceae
Product: BSD protein
Exons: 4
Coding region: 1-1359 (452 amino acids)
Cellular component (GO): cytoplasm
Source: RefSeq, a predicted model, not a curated record
AUGUCAUGGUGCGUUUUGGACCUUGCAACUCCAUGCAACUUCAAUGCAGAUGAUCGCGCAACAUCAAAGGGCCCGCUGAGCGACGCCAUUCCCAGCUAUAAUCCCCCAAUCGCAUACCAUAACUUAGCCAUGGAUCUGGCCUACGAUCAUAUCCAGGAGGAGGCGCUCGCCCCUGAAAAGUCGACGGGGCAGCAGGACAAGCAGCCUGAGACCACAAACACCCUGAAUUCCGACUUCCAGGAGGCAUAUAAAGCCAUCUCAUCUAGUCCCUGGGGCGCACGAUUGGGGGGCUUCUUUGGCAGUGUUGUCAAGCAGGGCGAGUCUGUUUACAAGGAAGCACAAACCGAACUCUCUGCCGUGGGUGAAGAAGCGUCCAAAGGCCUCACUGAUCUCAGAUCGUCCAUUAUAAGUCGCACCAGAUCGCUCUCCCUGGCCCAGACCCCUGCAACCGGCGACCAGGCCCAAGCGACAAAGGAAAAGGACGGCGAGAAGGAUGUCUCCACGGACGAAGCGUUGAAGGAAUCGGAGGGUGUCCUUGCUAGACUUCGUACAGAGGCGGCCAAACGACUCAAGGAUAUACAGGAGGCCGAAGACGCGGCAGAUGAGGCGCUCUUGAAAUUUGGAACGAACAUAAGGAAUUUCUUGAAGGAUGCUGUGAGCAUCGCACCACCGACUGAGGAGCCGGGCAAGCAAGGCAGUACAGUACUAUUCGAGAGCAAGGAUGCUUCCGGAAAGCGGGUGAUCCACACCACACGAUUCGACGCUCAACUCCAUGUCAUACAUUCAUCGUUAGACAGCUUCACCAAGGAUCCCGUCAGCGAGGAAUACGAACCAUGGAAAAAGGCUUUUGACGUGGAGAAAAAGACCGAAGACAUCAGCAAGGACCUAGAGAACUUCAACGAGUUGAGAGCAUCGAUGGAGAAGCUUGUCCCCGAUACUGUUAAAUAUGAGGAUUUCUGGAUCCGAUACUACUUCCUCAGACAUAGCAUUGAGACGGCUGAAGCAAGGAGACGAGAUUUGCUCAAAGGGGCAGCAGCUGAAGCAGAGGAAGAAGUUGGCUGGGAUGAGGAUUCAGAUGAUGAGGCCACCCCCAAAACUCCCAAAGUGAAGGGAGAACCAGCCAGAACAGCUUCCGCAGCAUCAUCAACAACACUUCACCCAGCAACCCAAACCCAAGCCCCUAGCGAAGGACUUCUCAAGCCGAAGGAGCCUCGGAAAUCCAAUGAUGAGAAAUCUCUGGGUGAUAGCGAUGGGAGUUAUGAUGUUGUUGGUGCCAGAUCUGGUGUCCCAAGUCAAGCUCCUAGUAGUCCGAAGGAAUCUCGGAAGGGCGAUGAUAGCGAGGAUGAGGAUUGGGAGUAG